CAAAGCAGAACCUUUCUUUUGCUUUCUCUUAUCUAAUCUAAUUGAAAUUCAAAUCUCCUUAAACCCCUUUUCAAUUUCUCUCUACUCUUUCCUUCCUUCCUUCCAUUUCUUCAACUAUCGUUCUCUUUGUCAUUUACCACCCUAUCAAUGGGUACAUGUUUUAGCAAGAAGAAUGUGUCCUCUACCUCACCCAACAAGUCAGUUUCUCAGCAUAGAAACUCUCAGAACAGUGUCACUGUCAGCUUGUCCAAACCCUCUGAGCCAGAAGUGAGCCUCAAGAACAAGACAGUGCAAGAGAAACAGCCAGCACCACAAAAUGAAGGUGAUGAAGUGAACAAAGAGGUAUUCAUCAUCAAACACAGAAAGAGCCAUGAUGACAGGGAAAGAACCAAAACCCCACCUUGCAUUGAUGGGGUUGUCACCAAUGAAGAGCCAAUAGGUAACAACAAGAUUGCACCUUCCACACCAUUGAAUGUUGGGGUGAGGACUUCAAGCUGCACCAAAGAAGAGGUUGAUGCAAUUCUAAUCCAGUGUGGGAGGCUCAGCAGAAGCUCUUCCACCAGAAAGUACUCAGGCUCAAAGAGAAGUUUUGAUUUUGACAAUGACAAUGACACAACUUCUGCUGAGGAUGGCCAGAGAAAAGGCAAUGGCAGUGAUGAAAAUGAUGUGGCGGCGGCGGCGGCUUCCGAGAGCCGCCGCCACCGCCAGUCGCCACGGCGUUCUCAGGGAAGGAGGAGAACUCCAAGUAGGGAGAGAGAACAAUCCAGCAGCAGAGAAAGGAGAGUGAGUAGAUCUCCUGGUAGAAGAUCUUCUGACACCACUGCAAAUGCAAGCAACAACAACAACAACACAAGUUCUAGGCCUGGGAAAAUGGUGUCUGUUCCUGCCACUGUUUCAUCUUUGGCUAUGGACAAGAGUAACAACUGUGGUGGUGGAGAAUCUGGCACCAAGAGGAAAACUGUUAAGAGGAACGUUGGUGAUGUUGGUUCAAGGGGUGCAGCAUCACCACGUGCUCAGUCUCCUGCUAGAGUUAAUGGUAAUGUGGCAAGUGCUAAAGUAUUGAGUGAGAAUCAGCACCACCAACAACAACCCUCUCUCAGCCGUAAUAACUCUUCAAGGAAAGCAGAACUAUCUCCUUACAGAAGAAACCCUCUGAGUGAGGUUGAUACUAACAUCAAGGUGCAACAAAACAAGCCCAGGAUUGAAGCUGAAGCCAUUCAGAAACCAAAUGGCAAAGUUGCAUUGGAGAAGGGUGUGAGUGUGAAUUGCAAAACAAAGGAGCAACAUGGGGAAGAGUCUUCAGUGCCUGAUAGUGCUGCUAUGAAGAAAAUGGUAUCAUCAUCAGGGGUUGACAACCUUAAACCACAAGGUUUAACAAGAAGCAGAUCUUCUAGAAGAUCUAGAGACUUAGACAUCAAUCCUGAACCUGUGGUGAACUCAUCAAACUCCUAUGCUUCCCUACUCCUUGAGGACAUCCAGAACUUCCAUCAAAAGAACACACCACCACAACCACAACCACAACAACAACCUUCUAUUUCUCUCCCUGCAUGUCUCAACAAGGCUUGCUCUAUCCUUGAAGCUGUUGCUGAUCUCAACUCCACCACCAGCUCAAAUUUCUCUGAGGACAGGAAGAGUCCAUCCACUCAACAAUCUAUUAGGAAUGAGUACAAUCACUAUGGGAAGAAGAAAGUGGCACUUGCCAAGGACCCUUUCAUAGAAUCUGAGGUGGCUGUUAGUGAUGAUGUGAUGGAACCAAGCUUGCACAAGUAUGUGACAGUGAAGAGGGGUGGUGGAAUAGACAUGGAGGACCAAGAGUCUUCAGGAAGCAACAGCUUCACUGUGAGUAGUCAUAGUGGCCAACAUCAUUGGGGCAUUUCUUGUUCCUCAUCAUGGGAACCAAAUUCUGCUGACUCAACAGAUUGCUGGACUUCAAGAUUGAGCACCUUGGAAAGUGAUUUGUCAUGUGAAGCCAAGAAGUGUAUGAGCAACAAAAGUAGAGAGUGUGAUCAUGAACACAGCAGUGGAAUUGGACGUGGCAGGCUUGGUUCCAAUAAGGGUCUUAACAUGUUACCUGCUGCUACAACCUAGGUGUGUGAUGAAGAUGAUGUUCAUAAUAUGUAUUCCACCUUUUAUUUAGUAUCUUAGAUAUUCAACGAAGGUUGCAUUCCUUCUGUUUUGAGUUGCAUACUUGCAACUGUUUCUUGUUUCAUCAAGGCCAAUUCUAGUU
Cajanus cajan (pigeon pea) is the source of this 2227-nucleotide messenger RNA. The record is from RefSeq and is a predicted model, not a curated record. NCBI's taxonomy places the organism in Eukaryota, Viridiplantae, Streptophyta, Magnoliopsida, Fabales, Fabaceae.